Rhinichthys klamathensis goyatoka is the source of this 970-nucleotide messenger RNA. It is a transcript of the gene dnaaf6, whose product is annotated as dynein axonemal assembly factor 6. Bases 118 to 702 code for a protein of 194 amino acids. Lineage: Eukaryota; Metazoa; Chordata; Actinopteri; Cypriniformes; Leuciscidae. The record is from RefSeq and is a predicted model, not a curated record. Gene Ontology annotation, biological process: flagellated sperm motility; axonemal dynein complex assembly. Gene Ontology annotation, molecular function: dynein intermediate chain binding; protein-folding chaperone binding. Gene Ontology annotation, cellular component: cytoplasm. The transcript is spliced from 6 exons.
GGAAAUGCUAAACUCCAGCCACCCGGAAGAGCAGCACAGCGACGCCUUACAAAAAAACUAAAUAGAAAACUCUAAAAAAUACUUCACCUUCUCGUUAAAACUUAGCGAAUAAUAAAGAUGGAGGAUCUUGCCUCCGUGCAUCAUCUCCAGGCGCUGUCCGCCCUGCUCUCUCCAAACAAUGAAGAUGAGGAAGAAGAUCUCCAGAAAGUGAAGCCCAUAGCAAAGCUGGGCCCGGGACAUAUCGGUUCUCCUGCUGUACCUUCGGGGGAUAAACAGAAAGAGGGUAGCACUGCCUAUGUGAAGAAGAACAGCAAAGGCAUCUGGGAUGAGGAUGAAGUGACCGAGGGGGCGCAUUUUGAUGACCUCACCGAUCCACGGCCACAGCCAGAGUACGAGAUUGUGCUGAAACAGUCUGUUGGGACUGAAGAUUUGUUUCUUGGCUUGAGCAGAAAGGACCCCUCAUCCAUGUGUUGUGACAGCAUGCUGGUGAGAGUUAAACUGCCAGAUACAAAAGCAUCUGAUUUGGUGCUGGAUGUGAGGGAGAUGUUUCUUGACCUCAGAACUCCAAAGUAUAAGUUGGGCCUUCAUCUGCCUCACCCAGUCCACAAACAUGAGGGGAAUGCCAGAUUCAUCAUGGAGAGGGAAGAACUGGAGAUCACACUCCCCAUGAACAGACCAAUGGACUGCAUCAACCUGACCUGAGAGAGACAGAGAGAGUGACUGAACCAUGAGAAGAGACACUUCGGCAGUGUUGACAACAUCUAUACAGAUACAGUUCAACAGCCUUUCAUUGGCAGUCUUGGAUCCAACCCGGAAACAUAACCUAUGAAUAUGUCCCAAUGAUCCAAUUCACUUCGGUCAAUGCCUUCCCAUAACCCAAUUCACUUAUCAGCAGGUUUAUUAGCUUUAGAACCAGGAAAUAAACAUUCUGUUAAAAUGUUUCCAAACCAGCAGCUUAGAUAAAGUGGAA